CACUUCUCGGGUAGAUGAUGAACGACUCGGCAGCGUCGUGCGCCUCCGGCGAGCUCUCCAACGGCUCGUCACCCUGCGCGAACCUCUCGGUGUCCGACUACGACGCGGCGUCCUUUACGCACGUCUUCCCCGCCGUGUACGGGCUCCUGUGCUCGGUCGGAGUCCUCGCCAACGCGCUGGUGAUCUACGCCGUGGCCACAUGCAAGAAGAAGUUGGUGUCGGACGUGUACGUGCUGAACCUGGCCGUAGCGGACCUGCUCUUCUUGCUCGUCAUGCCCUUCAACAUCCACCAGCUGGUGUGGGAGCGUCAGUGGGUCUUCGGCGCGUUCAUGUGCAAAGCCGUGGUGGUGGUGGACGUGAGCAACCAGUUCACCACUGUGGGCAUCGUCACUGUGCUCUGCAUCGACAGGUACAUUGCCAUCGUCCAUCCCAUGUCUGAGAACCGCACCAUCCAGGGGACCAUCAUCAUCAACCUGGCGGUGUGGCUCGGCAGUUUCCUCCUCACCAUCCCUGUCAUGAUCUACGCCAAGGUAAUCUCCAAGAAGCACUCUAGUGUCUGCAUGAUAAACCUUGACGGUCCCCAGGACAUGUACUGGUACACCCUGUACCAAUCGACGCUGGGUUUCCUCGUGCCCCUCAUCAUCAUCAGCACCUUCUACUCACUGACCCUGUACCAUGUAUUCCAGUCGAUGCGCCGGGUCAAACGCAAGCAGUCUCUGUGGGCCAAGAGAGCCACCAAGAUGGUUCUGAUGGUUAUUGCACUCUUCCUGCUGUGCUGGACACCGUAUCAUGUGAUCCAAGUGAUCAACCUUGGUAUCCAAGAGCCCACAUCGGCCUUCGUCUAUGCUUACAACAUCAGCAUCUGUCUGAGCUACUCGCACAGCUGCAUCAAUCCACUCAUGCUGCUGAUCUUUGCGCAGAACUAUUGUGAGCGUCUCUGUCGUCAUCGCAAAACACGCAGCAACAUGUCCAAGACCACGGUGAAGACGGAGGGAUGCUCUAGCAUGAGUCCAGAUACCGCCCACCGCCUGACCAUCAUCUAACUCCUGCUACGUAAAUCUAGCCUACUUUGGUUUGUCUAUUUAAGGGAACCCUUUACAUCAGAACCCUACAACAUAGGAGUUUUGCUGUCAGGGAGGAUGUUAAGAAGAACCUGUUCAUUAAGCUAAGUAUGCUUCAUUUUCCAA
Ictalurus furcatus (blue catfish) is the source of this 1187-nucleotide messenger RNA. RefSeq names its product melanin-concentrating hormone receptor 2 (gene mchr2b). The transcript is spliced from 2 exons. The record is from RefSeq and is a predicted model, not a curated record. Gene Ontology annotation, biological process: neuropeptide signaling pathway. NCBI's taxonomy places the organism in Eukaryota, Metazoa, Chordata, Actinopteri, Siluriformes, Ictaluridae. Gene Ontology annotation, cellular component: neuron projection; membrane. Gene Ontology annotation, molecular function: G protein-coupled receptor activity; neuropeptide binding. Bases 15 to 1043 code for a protein of 342 amino acids.